Closterium sp. Naga37s-1 is the source of this 1014-nucleotide messenger RNA. Lineage: Eukaryota; Viridiplantae; Streptophyta; Zygnematophyceae; Desmidiales; Closteriaceae. The record is from the annotation of a GenBank genome assembly.
AUGGACGUGUGGAGCCCGGCCCGCGUCCGUGGACAGGGUCACGAGCGCUACUUCCUGCUGGUGGUUGACGACUACUCGCGUUACACCACAGUCUUCCCCUUGCGCAGCAAGGGUGAUGUCACUGAGGUGCUGAUCGACUGGAUCCGCGCAGCUCGUCUCCAGCUCAGGCAGAGCUUCGGCUCGGACUUUCCUGUUCUGCGUCUGCACUCUGACAGAGGUGGAGAGUUCUCCUCUGGCCUUCUGCGAGCCUACUGUUGUGCACGAGGCAUCCGCCAGACCUUCACGCUUCCGGACUCUCCACAGCAAAAUGGGAUUGCUGAGCGCCGCAUUGGCAUGGUCAUGGACGUCGCCCGUACGUCCAUGAUGCAUGCGGCUGCCCCCCAUUUUCUGUGGCCGUUUGCGGUUCGGUACACGGCGCAUCAGAUCAACCUUCACCCCAGGGUCUCCAUGCCGGAGACCUCCCCAGCUUUGCUGUGGACGGGGAAGGUUGGCGAUGCGUCUGCGUUCCGUGUCUGGGGAUCUCGGGCGUUUGUCCGCGACUUGUCUGCGGACAAGCUGUCCCCUCGUGCUGAUCCUUGCGUCUUCCUUGGCUUCCCCCCUGACGCGCCAGGGUGGCAGUUCUACCACCCCACCUCUCGCCGUGUUCUGUCCUCCCAGGACGUCACGUUUGACGAGUCGGUCCCCUACUACCGCCUCUUCCCCUACCGCACUCCGUCCCUCCCCCCGCCACCGCUCUUCCUUGUGCCAGGUCCCCCCCCGGUAGACCCCCUCCCCCCUCAGGGUCCUGCCCCUUCAGGUGUGUCCCAGGUAGACACCGUCGAGCCUGUCGAGGUUACUGGUGACUCUGGUGCUGCUGAGGGUGCUGAGCCUGGGGGUGCUGACUCUGGGGGUGCUGAGCGUGUGGGUGCUACGCCUGGGGGUGCUGAGCCUGAGGGUGCUACUCCUGGGGGUGCUGAGCCUGGGGGUGCUGGGCCUGGGGGUGCUACUACUGGGGGUGCUGAGCCUGGGGCCUGA